Molecule: messenger RNA, 3057 nt
Organism: Vitis riparia (riverbank grape)
Lineage: Eukaryota; Viridiplantae; Streptophyta; Magnoliopsida; Vitales; Vitaceae
Product: alanine--tRNA ligase-like
Exons: 23
Coding region: 84-2951 (955 amino acids)
Biological process (GO): tRNA modification; alanyl-tRNA aminoacylation
Cellular component (GO): chloroplast; mitochondrion; cytoplasm
Molecular function (GO): amino acid binding; alanine-tRNA ligase activity; aminoacyl-tRNA deacylase activity
Source: RefSeq, a predicted model, not a curated record
GUGGCUUAGACCUUUCAGAGCUUUUUCACUUUUUCAUUAUUCUUCUUCUUCGUCGUCUUAGUCGUCUCCGGUUGAUUCCAACGAUGCCGGAGCUACCACCAACGGUUACGGAGUGGCCGGCGGCCAAGGUCAGAGACACCUUCAUCAGUUUCUUUGAAGCCAAGGAGCAUGUCAACUGGGUAUCCAGCCCUGUUGUGCCUCUCAAUGACCCCACUCUCCUCUUUGCCAAUGCUGGUAUGAACCAGUUCAAACCAAUCUUUUUAGGGACUGCUGAUCCAAACACUCCUUUGAGUAAGCUCACACGUGCUUGCAACACCCAAAAGUGCAUUCGAGCUGGUGGAAAACACAAUGAUCUUGAUGAUGUGGGGAAAGAUACUUACCACCAUACCUUCUUUGAGAUGCUUGGCAAUUGGUCAUUUGGUGAUUAUUUUAAAAGAGAAGCCAUUGAAUGGGCUUGGGAGCUUCUUACAGAGGUGUACAAAUUACCAACGGACCGGUUCUAUGCCACCUAUUUUGGUGGUGAUGAGCAACUUGGCCUUGCUCCUGAUGAUGAAGCUCGAGAUAUUUGGCUCAAGUUUUUGCCCCCUGGACAUGUACUUCCAUUUGGUUGUAAAGACAACUUCUGGGAGAUGGGUGAUACUGGUCCUUGUGGUCCUUGCACUGAAAUACAUUUUAAUAGGAUUGGUAACCGAGAUGCCACAUCGUUGGUUAACAAUGAUGAUCCUACUUGUAUUGAGAUAUGGAACCUUGUAUUUAUUCAGUUUAAUAGAGAAAGUGAUGGUUCUCUAAAGCCUUUGCCUGCUAAACAUGUUGACACUGGAAUGGGUUUUGAAAGAUUAACUUCUAUUCUUCAGAACAAGAUGAGCAAUUAUGAUACUGAUGUGUUCCUACCCAUCUUUGAUGCUAUCCACUUGGCGACUGGAGCACCACUGUAUUCUGGAAAAGUUGGAACAGAAGAUGUAGACAAAGUUGAUAUGGCAUAUAGGGUUGUCGCUGACCACAUAAGAACUCUUUCAUUUGCCAUUGCUGAUGGUUCUUGUCCAGGUAAUGAGGGUCGUGAAUAUGUUCUUAGACGUAUUCUUCGUCGAGCUGUUCGGUAUGGAAGUGAAGUCCUAAAAGCUCAAGAAGGAUUUUUCAAUGGGCUUGUCGGUGUUGUGGUGAAAGUGAUGGGUGAUGUAUUUCCAGAGCUAAAACAACAUGAAAUGCACAUCAGGGGCAUAAUUGCAGCAGAAGAAGUCAGUUUUGGCAAGACAUUGAUUAAGGGCAUUGAGAAAUUUAAGAAGGCUGCUCAGGAAGUUCAAGGGAAGAUAUUGAGUGGACAGGAAGCAUUUGUUUUGUGGGACACGUAUGGAUUCCCACUAGACCUGACUCAGUUGAUGGCAGAAGAAAGAGGUUUAACGGUGGAUGUUAUGGGUUUUAAUAUUGCCAUGGAUGAAGCAAGGGAGAGAUCAAGGAAUGCUCAGAAUAAGAAAGCUGGUGGUGCUAUAGUCAUGGAUGCUGAUGCUACUGCAGCAUUGCACAAGAUGGGGGUUGCUGCAACGGAUGAUAUCAGCAAGUUUACAUGGUUCGAGGACCAUGAAAGUGUGAUAAAGGCCAUCUACACUGGUACUGAGUUCUUGGAAAGUGCUGCAGCUGGCGAUGAAGUUGGUAUCAUUCUGGAAACCGCAAGUUUCUAUGCUGAGCAAGGUGGUCAGAUAUUUGAUACUGGAUCACUUGAAUGCUCUUGUGGAUCAUUUCAAGUUUGCAAUGUUCAAAUUUAUGGAGGUUUUGUUCUUCAUAUUGGUUCAGUUACUGGAGAGAUUGGCAGAUUCUCUGUGGGUGAUAAAGUAAUUUGCAAGGUUGACUAUGACAGGCGUAAGCUCAUUGCACCUAACCAUACCUGUACCCAUAUGUUGAACUUUGCUCUGAGGGAAGUACUUGGCAAUCAUGUUGAUCAGAAGGGAUCCAUUGUACUUCCUGAAAAAUUGCGAUUUGAUUUUUCUCAUGGUAAGCCCAUACAUCCUGAUCAUUUGAGAAGAAUUGAGUGUAUCGUGAAUGAUCAGAUCAAAGAUGAAUUAGAUGUAUAUGGGAAGGAGGCAACCCUUGCUGAUGCAAAACGUAUUAAUGGUUUACGAGCUGUUUUUGGAGAAGUCUACCCUGACCCAGUUAGGGUUGUGACAAUUGGUCGAAAAGUGGAGGAUCUCCUGGCUGAUCCAGAUAAUGCAGAAUGGUUAUCAGUUUCUGCAGAGCUUUGUGGAGGGACCCAUAUAUCAAAUACACGAGAGGCUAAGGCCUUUUCUCUUCUAUCAGAAGAGGGAAUUGCUAAGGGAAUCCGAAGAAUAACUGCUGUUACAACUGAUAGCGCUUUUAAAGCUAUGGAAUUGGCAUUUUCACUUGAGCAGGAAGUAGAUGCUGCAUCUGAAGCAGAAGGAAGCUUGCUGGAAAAGAAAGUAGCUUCUUUAAGAAGUCGUGUGGAUGCAGCACCUAUUCCCGCACCCAAGAAAGCUGAUCUCAGGACCAAGAUUUCACUACUUCAGGAUCAAGUUAGAAAGGAGCAAAAGAAGAUUGCUGAAGAAAAUAUACAGAAAGCGGUCAAGGUUGCCACUGAGAUGGCAGACGGUGCUUCUUCAGAUGGAAAGGCCUUCUGCAUUUCUCUUGUUGAUGUUGGGUUGGACACCACUGCAGUCCGUGAAGCAGUUCUGAAAGUCAUUGAGCAGAAGGGAAUAUCUGUUAUGGUUUUCAGCACAGAUGAGACCACAAACAAGGCUGUGGUGUAUGCUGGAGUACCAGAGAAUGGAGAGAAGUUCAAGCAGUUAGAGGUAUCUGAGUGGUUGACAGCAGCUUUAGGGCCUCUAAAAGGGAGGUGCGGUAAAGGAAAAGGUGGUCUUGCUCAAGGCCAGGGAACAGAUGCAUCUCUCCUGAAGGAGGCCAUGGAUGUGGCAACAAAGUUUGCAUCAAUGAAACUGAGUUGAUAGAUGGCACUGCAGUUUUUAGGUACAAUGCAAUGCAAAGCUGUUUGAUGGUAUGCAGCUGAUUUCUUUAGUUACUUUGAAAUGUGAAAAUAGUAAGUGAAAGGAA